AUGGAUCAAGAUAACCAUUUACAAUUAAUCAAAGAUAUUUAUUUUCCUGCUGAAACCAUUGGUGACAGUGGAACAAGUGAUUCGGAUAAUUUAUUUAUAAAUAAAAUAAUAUUCGAUUGGUUAAAUGAAAAGACUCAAAAAUCAAUAAAACAAUGGUUACAAACAUUAGGUGUUAUUCAACGAACUGAUUUAACUUUUUUAAAUAAAACAAUUAUUCCAAAUGCAUCAACUUAUAAUACAUCAGAAAAUGCUCUAAAAACGAUAAUAAUGUUAUUUAUGUUGUUUCAAAAGCAUGAUAUUGAAAAAAAGGAACUCAAUCAAUUAAAAAAAUUAAAAUUAUUAACAACACGUGGAACAUUAAUAGCAGCUGAACAAUGUUGUUUCUGUGAUCAAUACAAACCGCGAUUGCCGCUUGAAGAAUAUUUAAAAGCAAAAGAAGAUAAAUUUUUAUCUUUCGACUAUGUCACCAGCGAUAUUUUCAAAAAGGAAAACGAAGAUCUGACUGAACGGCGACGAUUUUUCAUUAUGAUGGGUGUUCAGGAGGAACUACAUCCGAUCGUAUUUAACAGAAAACUGACAUCUUACGAAGCAGCUGGACAUGGAUUUUGUGACUAG
This is a messenger RNA of Rotaria sp. Silwood2, 615 nucleotides long. The record is from the annotation of a GenBank genome assembly. NCBI's taxonomy places the organism in Eukaryota, Metazoa, Rotifera, Eurotatoria, Philodinida, Philodinidae.